Messenger RNA from Plasmodium vivax (malaria parasite P. vivax), 1452 nucleotides. RefSeq lists its product as hypothetical. Gene Ontology annotation, molecular function: metalloendopeptidase activity. The coding region runs from base 1 to 1452 and encodes 483 amino acids. The record is from RefSeq and is a predicted model, not a curated record. Gene Ontology annotation, biological process: mitochondrial protein processing; mitochondrial proton-transporting ATP synthase complex assembly. Gene Ontology annotation, cellular component: extrinsic component of mitochondrial inner membrane. NCBI's taxonomy places the organism in Eukaryota, Apicomplexa, Aconoidasida, Haemosporida, Plasmodiidae. The transcript has a single exon.
AUGGAAGAGGUACGCAAGAGGGUGGAACGAGGAAAGGAAAAAAUUAAACAAAUUGGUAAAGAAAUCCACCAAUUUGAUUUAAAAAAGAGUGUAGAAAAAAUUUUUGUAAAAAAAGGAAAAGAAAAGAAACUCAGUGACAUGUUAUUUUUGGUACAAUACUCACUGAAAUAUAAAAAUGUGUGCAAGUGGCCGAACUAUAAUGACCUCUUCGUGAUCAAUUGUAACAUAAAUGAUAAUUUCAAAUCUAUGCUUCAAAAAAAUGGGGGAUUUGUUCACCACUAUAAAAAGGUCACGCCUGAUGGAGGGGCAGAUAGCACCCCCACGAUGAACCAAGGCAGGGAAACCACACUCGGGGGUAGCAAUCAAAGCGGCACGGCGAAUCGCAACGCUGAGGGGGAUGCCCCCCAGACAGGAGAGAAGCAAAUAGACGCAAAUUCGGAGAAUGGCUUGUCGAGCAAGACUAACAAACCACGGAGUGGCGCAGACAGGGGAGGGCAAAUUUACCCCGAGGGGACACCUUUAACGAAAGGGGAACUGCCACAGAACUCCCCUUCAGAGAAGCACUCCCCGAAUAACCCCCCUCCAGAUAACUCCCUGCCAAACAGCGCACUCAUAAAAAAGGAAAGCAAAUUUGUAACCCACUUUAAUGACGACAUAAGUCCGUACGACAAAAUAAAGUUGCAACUUUUUAUGUACUUCGUGUUGAACAAUUAUAGAGUUAAAAUUCUAGUGGACGCCUUAUCUGCGUUAAAUCGCCCAAUUAACGUUAUCUACAUAAAUUGCCCUAAUAAUAAAGAGCAGAAGAAAACAUUUUUUCAAAAGGUGGGGAGCUUCUUCACCCCCCCGUACAAAGUGGGUGAUGUUUUUGUGAAUAAUAAAAAUAAUUAUCAACCAAAGAGCAAGGAAAAUUGCUCGUGCUCGGAAUUGUCCCCCAUUAGGUAUAGUAACAACCCAACCACUGCUCCUUCCAAGGAAAGAAAAUCAAAUUACGUAGGUGGGUACAACCCUAUAAGCAACACCAUUUGGCUGUGUUCAAAUAAUAUUAACAGUUAUUAUAAGCUCAAAUAUAUACUGACGCAUGAACUUAUACAUGCCUUUGAUUUUGCAAGGGCAAAUAUAGACAUGUAUAAUUGCCACCAUAUUGCUUGUUCCGAAAUAAGAGCCUACAAUAUGAGCAAUCAGUGCAGCUAUUUUAACAGCAAGUAUUUUUCCCCCGACCAUGAUGUCUUUACUAAUUUUAAAAGCCCCUCAAUUAGCGCUACCCCAAAAAAUAAAUGCAUAUAUAAUAAUGUGUAUUCGUCUCUCAACCAGUACAAGCCUUGCGCAAACAACACCCAUCAGUUUAUAAAUCACGUCUUCGAGAAAUGCCUGCACGAUUACUGGCCCUUCAUGUGCUCUCCCGAACAGGACAGCAAGUAUAAACCCUCCAAGAUUUUUAAGAAGGAUUCCUGA